Molecule: messenger RNA, 4854 nt
Organism: Doryrhamphus excisus (bluestripe pipefish)
Lineage: Eukaryota; Metazoa; Chordata; Actinopteri; Syngnathiformes; Syngnathidae
Gene: ranbp10
Product: RAN binding protein 10
Molecular function (GO): protein binding
Source: RefSeq, a predicted model, not a curated record
CCACGCGGCACUGCAACACACAGUGACUACACUCUGCUGCUUAUCCGGGGGAUGUCACACUGCUGCUAUUUUCUCCUCUCCAGUUCCUCUCGCUUUCAGCGUACAUUUGGAGUUGAGAGAAAGGGAGAUUAAAGACACAAAACAAGCCGAAAUGGCAGAGCUUGGUACGGGGAGCCUAUCGUUGUGGGAUCCUACUGUUAAUUAUCAGGAACACGAACUGAAUGAGCGACUCAAGCGGCUUUACCCGGCCGUGAACGAAGAAGAGACCCCUUUACCUCGUUCCUGGAGCCCCAAGGAUAAAUACAGCUACAUCGGGCUGUCACAGAACAACCUGAGGGUCCAUUACAAAGGCCACGGGAAAAACCACAAGGAUGCCGCAUCAGUACGAGCCACACAUCCAAUCCCUGCUGCCUGUGGGAUCUACUAUUUUGAAGUCAAAAUUGUCAGUAAAGGUCGAGAUGGCUACAUGGGAAUCGGCUUGUCUGCUCAGGGAGUCAACAUGAACAGACUGCCUGGAUGGGACAAGCACUCAUAUGGUUACCAUGGAGAUGACGGCCAUUCCUUCUGCUCCUCUGGGACUGGCCAACCAUAUGGACCAACCUUCACCACGGGUGACGUGAUUGGCUGUUGCGUCAACCUCAUCAACAACACAUGCUUCUACACCAAAAAUGGCAUCAGUUUAGGUGUGGCUUUCACAGACCUCCCGCCCAACUUGUACCCCACCGUGGGGCUUCAAACACCGGGUGAGAUUGUAGAUGCAAACUUUGGACAGCAGCCAUUUGUCUUUGACAUUGAGGACUACAUGAGUGAAUGGCGAGCGAAGAUCCAUGGUAUGAUCGCUCGCUUUCCCAUCGGAGAAAGGCUGGGUGACUGGCAAGCUGUCCUGCAAAAUAUGGUAUCCAGUUACCUAGUCCACCAUGGAUACUAUGCCACUGCUACAACCUUUGCAAGAGCAACAGAGACGAUGAUACAAGAAGACCAGACAUCUAUAAAGAACAGACAGAGAAUACAGAAACUGGUGCUGGAAGGACGUGUGGGCGAAGCCAUCGACGCCACACAGCAACUUUAUCCUGGCCUGUUAGAACACAACCCAAACCUUCUAUUUAUGUUGAAGUGUCGUCAGUUUGUGGAAAUGGUGAACGGUACAGACAGCGAGGUCCGCUGCUUGACCAUCCGCUCUCCCAAGUCCCAGAGCAGUUACCCUGGCUCACCCAAUCUUAGCCCUCGUCAGGGAGCUGGAAAUUCACACUCACACACUGGAGGUGUAGACAGCCCAACCUGCAGUAAUGGGGUGACUCCCACCAAAAAAUCCAAGAGCCACAGCAGCGUUAUUAGCAGCAUCGUCAAAUACCCCAGCACGUCCUCCUCAGCCUCCUCGUCCACCUCCUCCUCACCUUCAUCCAUCAACUACUCAGAAUCUAAUUCCUCCGACUCCACCAAGAGCCAGCCACACAGCGCCAAUAGCAACCAAGAAACCAGUGACAGUGAGAUGGAAAUAGAAGCAGAACACUACACCAAUGGAGUUGUUGAGGUGCCGUCUGCUCGGAUCAUGAAUGGCACAUAUAAACACGAAGAGAUCCUUCAGCCAGAUGACAACAGCAUUGGCAAUGGUGUCACAGAGGAGGAGGGUUAUAGAAAUAGUAGACAACUUUGCGGAGGGAACCAGGCGGCCACAGAGAGGAUGAUACAGUUUGGACGGGAGCUGCAGGCACUAAACGAAAAGCUGUGUCGCGAUUACGGCAAGAACACAACACACAAGAAAAUGUUGCAGGACGCAUUCAGUCUGCUAGCGUACUCGGAUCCGUGGAACUGCCCUGUGGGCCAGCAGUUAGACCCCACACAGAGAGAGUCACUCUGCUCCGCACUCAACAGCGCCAUACUGGAGUCCCAAAAUCUGCCCAAGCAGCCUCCUCUGGUGUUAGCGCUGGGUCAGGCUACCGAGUGUGUACAGCUUAUGGCUCGGGUUCGAUCUGGUUCCUGCUCCUUUGCCAGAGUAGACAACUUUUUGCUCUAGCCCUUGUGUUGGUUUAUAUUACGUUGCACUGAAAGAGGGCAAGUCCAGCAGGUAGUUGUCAAAGCGACGGAGAAGAAAGCAUGCGUGUGAUUGGUGUGUUUGGUUGACUAUCAGAAGCGGAGCCAGUGGCCCAGACAAAAAGAGCAGAGAGUAGAAAAGAAAGCUUCCUUUUUAAUUUAGUAUUAUCAAAUAAAUGUGUGACACUAUUUAAAGAAUAUUAAUUCAAUUUUCUGUUUAUCUAGACAUUUUAUUUCUUUUUUUUUGUCAGUUUGUUGUGCUCAUUUCCACAUUUCCGACAAACAUUUAGUCAUGAUCUCCCCUUUUUUUUGUUUUUUUCAUGGGUGGAUUUUGGCUCCUAAAUAAAUAUUUCACUUUUGAUGUUCACCAUAUCCUGCAUCACGAUGUUCACAGCUAGUUACCAUGGUGAUUAUCACACCUGUAGGUCACCCUUAAUAAGAUACAAGUCCCUGAAAUAUACACUUGGAAGUGUAUCCAUGUUAUUUUCACAAUUUAAAUCAGAAGCAGAGUACAGCACAAUGCUAGCCCGUUGUGGUCAACGCCUUUGUUUCUUUCAGAAAUAAGCUACAUUCGCUACUCAUUUAUGCAAAUCGACAUUGUUACUUACAGUAAAUCCUUUUAAUAAUAUAUUGCUUCUCUGUAUUCUUCACCUGCAUCCAGUCUAUUCUAUUGUAUUUACCAUUCUAUGUAAGGUAAAUACAAACUAUAGGGAUUCAUGUGUGAGACUACUACAAAGGGGAUAAUUCAUAUCAAUAUAUAAUGUCAUAAUUAGCCCUAAACUUGUAAUUCUCUUACAUAACUGGAUGAUUUAGAAGAUAAUUUGUUCAUCUGUAAGCAAGUUUCCAUCUGAAUUGUACAAGUGGUCCUCGAGUUACGUUCAGGUUCUGUUGCUGGACCGAGAUAUAAGUCAUGUUUUGGUGCAAAUCAGAUCUUGUACCUUCAGGACCUACAUAUUUUUGGACUCGCUUCAGAGAUAAAAAUUAUAACUGCGCUGGUUAUCUAAUGUAUGCAAGAUAUUUAAUGAUAUUGUUUUACAUCAAAAUCGCUUCUGUUUAUACAAUAGAUGUAAGCAUUUGAUAAUAAUAUUUAUAUUUUGAACAUAUUGAAGUUGCACUUGGGCUGCACGGUGGACGAGUGGUUGGCAUGCAGACCUCACAUCUGAGUUCAAUUCCAACAAAUCCUGUUGUUUUUAGGUUUUUAAGGUCACUUAAAAUUCCCAAAUUUCCAAGUUCACUGUUGUUUCCGUCUUGUUUUCAGUGAGCUAGUUGCAGUUGGGCUGCACGGUGGACGAGUGGUUGGCAUGCAGACCUCACACCUGAGUUCAAUUCCAACAAAUCCUGUUGUUUUUAGGUUUUUAAGGUCACUUAAAAUUCCCAAAUUUCCAAGUUCACUGUAGUUUGUCUUGUUUUCAGUGAGCUAGUUGCAGUUGGGCUGCACGGUGGUCGAGUGGUUGGCAUGCAGACCUCACACCUAAGUUCAAUUCCAACUAAUCCUGUUGUUGUUAGGUUUUUAAGGUCACUCGAAAUUCCCAAAUUUCCAAGUUCUGUCUUGUUUUCCACGAGCUAGUUGUUUGUUGGGCUGCACGGCGGUCCAGUGGUUAGCGCGCAGACCUCACAGCUAGGAGACCUGAGUUCAAUUCCACCCUCGGCCAUCUCUGUGUGGAGUUUGCAUGUUUCCCACAUUCCAAAAACAUGCUAGGUUAAUUAGCGACUCCAAAUUGUCCAUAGGUAUGAAUGUGAGUGUGAAUGGUUGUUUGUCUAUAUGUGCCCUGUGAUUGGCUGGCGACCAGUCCAGGGUGUACCCCGCCUCUCACCCGAAGACAGCUGGGAUAGGCUCCAGCACCCCCCGCGACCAUCGUGAGGAUAAGCGGUAGAAAAUGAAUGAAUGAAUGUCUUUUUUCAGUUACACACAAUAACAGCUUUCUAGAUCUUCCAGAAUCUGUACCUUUUUAUUUUAUUUUUUUUAAAGCCCACAUACUACCACUAAAACAAGUGAUUACUGUCGCUUGCAUAACAUUUUAACAUGCUUAACGAUACGAUCUUCAUCCUUAAUGUUGGUCGUGAUAGUCGAACAUUUAUUACCUUUUAAAAAAUUUAUGGGAGCGCAUAAGUUACCAGGCAACAACGUAACCCAAGGACCACCUGUACUUUUUUUUAUGCUAUGCUUCCCCCCCACAUCGAUUUGUUAUUGUACUCAGUGUUGUGUGUGAUCAUCAAACAAAUUAGCAUAUUAGUCAAUGACAAAGCUAAUAACCGGUUGGGCCACUCUUAGCAGCAACAACUGCAAUCAAAUAUUUGCUAUAACUUGCAGUGAGUCUCCAAAAAUACUGUGGAGGAAUUUUGGCCUAUUCAUCUUUGCAGAAUUGUUGUAAUUCAGCCACAUUGGAGGCUUUUCCAAUGACUUUUUCAUCCUGGCAAAUGACACAUGGAUCCACGUCCACUCAUGUAAUAAGUCAACAACUUGACUCUCUUCUCACAAACUGUUCAGUUUCAUUGUUACACAAAACCUUCCAUUUCAUCCCUGAAGGAAGCGAGCUCCUUGCCGUUGUUUGAGUCCGGAUCUGCUUUGAAUCCUUGCAUAUAGACCACGACCACUGGUCUGAUAGUGACUGAUCGGAGUCCAAAGUUCCAAAGCCUCACAGCCAUUUUUCCUGAAGAGGCUGCAGAAUUGUGGCGUGAGGCAUCGCGUAAAAAGCAGUGCAAAACUGACUCCUAUUUGUGAUUUUGAUUUCAUAUUUUACGUUUUAGCACAAUAAAGGAUUUUUUUUUUAAGUUAAGCGUCUACUUAGCAUGAUCUAUUAAAAAAGUUAAACAUUAUAAUGG